AUGCUUACAUAUCGCAGCUGCUGGACCUGCAGAUCGCGCAAGGUCAAAUGCGACGAGCGGCAUCAAAACGGCUGUAUGACCUGUGAGAAGGCCGCUGUCAGAUGUGCUGGUUAUGGGAUCCAAUUAUGCUGGGUCACAGACAAGAACCAAGAUCGUUAUUACCGGCAGCGUAGGCAGAUCAAACUCAACCAGCCCAUGUCGCCUUGCUUGCCAGAACAUGAGAUCAAUGAGAUGUUAUUUACAUUGGACACGGUAUCGACCCCUAUGACCACCGUCAGUUUGGGUCCGUUUUCGAUCUUCCAAUCCAAGGCCGUCGUCGGUGAUGGUAAGGGUGUAUGUUCUGGACAGGGUACCCUCGAGAGAUCUUGCCACGGCAAACGACCCGCGUCCGGCUUCAGACCAAGCCAGUCACCUCAAGAAUCAACAAGCUCCUUCCCAAUAACGGGUGACGAGUCCGAUCUAUAUCCAGAUAGCGAUCGCGAUACGUUUGGGUUCUCGAGUGCGGGAUGUGGGAGGGAUCUUGUUGACGAUGAUGAUUUACUAGCCACGGUCUUGGAUGACUUGGAUGAACCGUCAACUGUCGACGAAACCUUCACGUCGUGCCUGACUGGCCAUACGACGUCUUUCGCUAUAUCUCCUUCACUCAAUCUCGAGCUACCCGUGUCUUUGUUUCGCGAUCCGGAUACUUCCAUGCUCAUGUAUCACUACACAAGCCAUGUCGCCGAACUUCUCCAGCCUGUUUGGCAUCCAGGAAACCCGUGGAAAACCAUGUAUUUCCAGUUUGCACUGGAGGGAUGUCCAGAGCUUGCUUUUACGCAAAGCGAAGCUUCUUCAUCCAAAAUUUCUACUGCAAUAUUUCAUAGCGUGCUCUCGUCAGCUGCUUUCCAUCUUCGAAACGCCAAAGACGGUUCUCAAAAAUUCCACGAACUUGGUCUUCAGCACAAAACGAAAGCACUUCAAGCACUGAACACCGCGAAUAUUCACCCUAACGAUUCUCAUUUGCAUACUGUUUAUCUGACAGCAAUUUUGUCUCUAGUUACUAUUGAUACCAUGACGGGAGAAGACUCGGAGUUCCCAAUCCACCUGAACGGCUGUCAAAACUUCCGGAAGAUACAAUACAAAAAUGAAUAUGACGACGGAAGCCGUCAAGUUCACCGUAUCGCCAAUUUUCUGACGCUCUUAGCUCGAACAACCUCCUUUGAAAUUUUGGAUCAGGACUGGCAAGAGGGCCAGCCCUUAUUCGAGAACCCAUUUUUCCACGACUGUGACAGAAGCAUUGAAUAUAUCUAUGGGGUUACCCCAACACUGUGCAAUCUCUUACAAAGAACCUGUCGAAUUGCUAAAUACCUAGCCGCCCGCCCACGACACGAUGUCCCCCGACUCGUUUCCGAAGCCUGCUGGGCACUCAAGGUUGAUAUAUUGGCGUGGGAACUUGACUCGGACCAAUUCCACCUUGAGGGAUCUGAGACAACCAUGAUCGAAAUAGCUCGCUGCCAAGCAAAAGCGUUCCAUAGUGCCCUGCUUUUGUUCUUCUAUCGGGUCAUCGGGAUGAGCAGCUCGCUCGAUCUAGACCACGAGGUCUCCCUGGUUUUGGAAAAUCUAACCCUUGCGGAAGAGCUGAAGAAUCAGUACAUGCCGGGCGAGAAGCGCAAUGGACCCAUGUCGUGGCCAGCGUUUAUUGGUUCGUGUGAGGCAACGGAUCGACGGCCUUGGGUGGACUGGUGGAACGGCAUACAGGAAUACAGGGUGGGUAAUUUUAAAAGGCAGUGGAUGGUGAUCCAAGAGGUCUGGGAUAUCAUGGACGAGGAUCUUACUGUGAAGGAUUGGAGAGAAGCACUAUUUAAGUCAGGAAAGCUGGUGCUACCGAUAUGA
This is a messenger RNA of Penicillium maclennaniae, 1872 nucleotides long. RefSeq names its product Zn(II)2Cys6 transcription factor. The record is from RefSeq and is a predicted model, not a curated record. Lineage: Eukaryota; Fungi; Ascomycota; Eurotiomycetes; Eurotiales; Aspergillaceae. Gene Ontology annotation, cellular component: nucleus. Gene Ontology annotation, biological process: positive regulation of transcription by RNA polymerase II. Gene Ontology annotation, molecular function: zinc ion binding; DNA-binding transcription factor activity, RNA polymerase II-specific; transcription cis-regulatory region binding. Bases 1 to 1872 code for a protein of 623 amino acids. The transcript has 3 exons.